This is a messenger RNA of Conger conger (European conger), 4765 nucleotides long. RefSeq names its product HPS3 biogenesis of lysosomal organelles complex 2 subunit 1 (gene hps3). Bases 412 to 3564 code for a protein of 1050 amino acids. The record is from RefSeq and is a predicted model, not a curated record. The transcript has 18 exons. Gene Ontology annotation, cellular component: cytoplasm. Lineage: Eukaryota; Metazoa; Chordata; Actinopteri; Anguilliformes; Congridae. Gene Ontology annotation, biological process: organelle organization.
UCAAGUAAAGGGGAACUGAAAGUAACGUUUUACUGACUUAUAAAACACACUUUAGCCUCAGAAAAUGUUGCUUGUAGGUCUAGACUAGGGAAGCUAAUCUGCCAUUAUGUAUUUUAGAAAGACAAGGGUAGGAAAAUUACUUGGAAGUCACCACGCAAACAACGUUUGCCUGAUCAUCACAAGACGACGUAGCAUGUGAUAUUGAUAAAGUUAGCUGGCUUGCUGCUUGGCCGGCCAAGGAACUCGUACGCGAAGGCGGUGAAAGCGGAACUCGACGAAAGUAGAGUAGCUUGCUAUCUGCUAACAAGUACGGUAUCCAUCGCCGACGGAAAAAAAUAAUUUACAGAAACGUUCAACGUAAACAAAUUGCCGGUGUCAUUCGUCGGUCUUCAUCGAGGUGCAGCUGCGGAAAUGGUUCACGUUUACAACUGCCACCCGUUCGCGUCUCAGCAAAUAGUGCCAACUGAACAGGAACCGGGGCUUGUUUGUUGUGGAGGUGAUGCCCUUUUCGUGGUGUCUGCUGGAGGAUGCAAGAUCGAGGCUUAUCAAAUGCAAGAAGAGGGCUGCACGCUCAUCUGCCGAUUUGCAACUAUGGGCACUGUUCAGAGCAUAUUGCAUAGUCAGAUAGGGGACUAUCUCGUUACAAUCGAGGAGAAGAAUGGAGCCACGGACCUUCGCGCCUAUACGAACUGGCGCUACCAGGCGGUGGAGAAGACCCGGGUCGGCGUCCGUCUGCUGGGUCACUUUUUGCGUGGUUCGUCUUUCCGCGGUGCGCCGAAGGAACAGAUGGAAAUAAUCGAGAUCCCGCUGGUGGAGCCGCCGCUGUGCGUAGCGUGUUGCGCGGUGACGGGGGACCUGCUCGUGGGCUGCGCCAGGAGCCUGGUGAUCUUCAGCCUGAGGAGGCAAGCACUGAGCGAGCGGCUCUCCGUGCUGGACUUUGAGCGCUUCCUCAUCCUGCACGUGCCCGGAUGGACGCCCACGCAGGUUGCCCUCUGUGCGGGGUUUGUGGCCCUGCAGAUGGAGCUGGAAGUGUUGGUGGUCAAGCUCCAGCGCUUUCAGAGUCGCAGCGAGGACAGCGAACCCCACGCUCUGGUGCCGGAGGAAAUGAUCGCUGGAAAGGACGAUGUCGACGAAACAGAUUCCAGGAGGAAUGGAUCUGAAGUCCACCGCGAACCGGAGGACUUUAUCAUGUUCCAGAGGAACCAGGAGCUGCUGGGGGAGCAGGCGAAAGAAUGCGGGGUUCCCGUCUCUCUGGAGUGGACUGGCAUGGAGAACGAGGCUCGGGGCAGCCGUGGAGUGACCUACGUCUUGCACAGGCGGUUUGCCCCAGAUUUCUUCCAGGGAUGCAGCGUGGAGGAGACAUGCCUACACUCACUGCAGCUCCGCCCUCUGUUCACUGUGUCCAGUAGCCAGGAGGGUGCCGUCGAGGCCAAGGAGCCAACGUGCGUCUUCUGUUUCUUCUCGCUACCCAACACCGGGUACAUGUACAGUCUCAGGAACACUGUGGAGCUCAUCUCUACCUACCAGUACCCAGAGAAGGCCCAGCAGGCCGUUCUCAGUGACCAGUUUCUGCACGUCAUCACCAGGAGCGCGCUCCAGUGUUUCUCGGCGCGGUGCAGUGCGGUGGCAGCCAGGGUGAAGGACCCCUACAUCGACACCACCAUUAAGGCUUGCCCCCUCUUCACAAUGGCAGUCUGUGCUUUGAGAAUACAGCUGUUUAUCGGCCUGAAGUCGCUGUGCCACGACAGGAACCGCAUUGUGCUUCUGACCGCCGCUGACGUGGGCGCCAGGGCUGCCACUCCCAGGGCGAGGACAGGCGAAUCAAAAGAUCACAAUGCCCUUACUGGGAUUUUCCUAGCGGUAGGUAUAGAUCCUUCAACUUCUCCUGCACUGGAGAGCUUCCUGUCCAGAUCGUUCUUGUCGAGGAAGUCCUCCCUCCCCAGGGUGAAGGAGUCCAGCGAGGGGGGUCACGGAUGGAACCUGUACGUGGUGAACACCGUCUCUACCCUGCAGCUCUACAACGAGAUGGUGGAGUACAGUCAGAAGUACGAGUCGACUAAUCCCCUCUCGCACAGCUGCGUGCACCUGCUGAGCGAAGCUCACCUCCUCCUGCGGGCGGCGCUGUUGGACCCCCGCGUCACCGACCCCGCCGAGAGGGAGGAGCUACAGAGGGCUUUCCAGGAGAGCUGUGCCCAGCUGGGAGACUGCUACAGCAGGUUUGAUAAGCGGGAGAGCCACUUGGCCCUCCCGUACUACAAGAUGUCAGGUCUGCCGGUGACGGAGAUUGUCCAGAGGAACAGGCCUUUCCCCGGGAACUCGGCUGCAUAUGGAAAGGGCUUCCUGUUCUAUCUGAAGCACUCGCUCUAUGAUGAAACCAUGGAGGAGCUGGACCAAGAGACGGCCGACGCGGUGCUGGACAUUUUCGCCGAGGCGGAGCCGGGGCAGCUGCCCCACGUGGUCUGCAGCCCGUUCAUGUGCCACGCCCGCCCCCCCCUCGCGCUGGCGCACCUGCAGCGCCUGGAAGCCGCGGGCGCCCCCUCCGUGGUCCUCACCCUCGCCAUGGCAACCCUGGCCCUGCGGUUGGGGGACGCUCCUCUCUACCGCCAGCAGAUGGGCCGGCACGCGGAGAUGCUGCAGGUGUACGGCUUCAUCGAGGAGCCCAAGCUGCUGCUACAGGGCCGGGGGAAGGGCGUGGUCCCCAGCGCGUUGGCCCGUCACCUGCGGGACACGCAGGAGGGGCUGCUGGUCGCCGGCGUGGUGGCGCUGCACGAAAACAGCAAGGUUCGGCUGGAAGAGGCUGACCUCUUCUUCCAGGAGCUGUGCCGGGAUGGGGCUGAAACACAGGGGGGGCCGCAGCUGCUGGUUGAUUUCUGGGAGGCCCUCCUGGUGGCAUCCUCUCAGGACGCGGUCAUCCAGGAGCUCCUGUUCCGCCUGACCUCGGUCUACAUCGACCGCGUCGCCCGGACCGACCAGGAGGGGAUCAAACCCCUGAAGACCGCAGACGACCUGAUCAACUCUUGCUGUCACUAUGGGACUCUGUUUCCCUGGGUGAGCGUGCUCACACCUACACAGCUCGGCAUCACCCCCGGCAACCUCAGCGUCACCCCUAGCAACCAGGAGGACCUGGAGAAGUUGCAGUCCCUGCUCUGCGGCCCGUCUCUGGACGUGUCCUCGGUGGUCCCGCUCCUGGAGCAGCUGUCGGACGGGGACCCGGCGGGCCUUAUUGUGCAGGUCCUGUGUGCCGCCAGGCUGGGACAGCACGAGCACGCCAUUGACCGCCUGCUGCACCACUGCCCCCAGGCCCUGAUCCCCUACGCCAAUCACGAGCUGCAGCAGGAGCGCACGGCUCUUUGGUGGCAGAAGGUUUUUCCUGAGCUCUGCAAAAGGGCCAGGUCCACUGACAGCGAAAACUCCAUCGUGCUAUCUGCUCUGAAAGAAACCUUGUUGGUGGUCGCCGCGGAGCUGAACCCGCUGGAGUUCCUGGAGCUGUUGCCGGACGACGGGACGGCGGAGUUCUUCCUGCCGCACCUGCUGGAGUGUUGCCAGAGGAACCUGACGGCGUGAGCAGGUGGAAAAGCCGGAAAGCCGCUUUUCGUUAGCAACACUUCGCGAAGCUCGCCGUAGAAAUAACCAGAAACGCAUAUACUGUAGGGAGAACACUAAGCAGUCCUCAAGUCAGGUAGCCUUGAGUUGAUGUGAAACUCUUUAUACCUUUCAAUUAACAUCUUCCUCUAAGGGUCGAGCGUCCUGUUGUGGCCUACUGUAACGUUAGUCAGAUACUGAAGGCUUUCGUCAGCUAAUAAAUAUGUGUAUAUACUGUAGCACUCCUGGCAAACAACUGGAUACUGUAGGUGAGUACAGCACCCAUAUUUAUAAUAUGAGCCUGAUUAGUACUGUACAUGCAAAACAUAGAGCAUAGAUAGGAACCGGGAGGGGCCAGACGGUGACGCCUCUGCGGUUCGUGUUGAGGGUGAGAGAGCUCGGUGAUUUAACAGCCGAAGAACACGUAUUCCUUCAAUGUUCUUUGCGACCAUGUUUCAUUGUGUGGCAGUUCGUGAAACGAUGGUCGUUUUGGUCCAGAAAAAGUUCGGGAAUUUAUUUAUUUAAAUUUACAUAUUUCAUGACAUACUUUCCAAUCUGCUUUUCACAUGCUUUCAUUAGCUUUCGUUUCAAAAAUACCAUCGGGGAAGUUAUAUUUUUCAUUAGAAAGUCUGGCCAAUCAGUAGAACUAAUUACCCGGGAGGAAAGAAAACCAGGGCUGGAUUUGGAUUUGAGGGCCAGAGUUGAUGAUCCCUGAUCCCUGAUCCCUCUAAGGUGCUUCGUGAAUAUCAGCCUGUCAUAUCAAAUUGUAUUGUUUCUCUGUGACAACAUAAGUAUUGCUUUAUGAUUGGAAUUGAAUGUUAAAAAAUAGGUUUACCAAAGAUCAAAGACAAUCUGCUAAUGUGUUUCUGUCAUGUCCUACACUCGAAUGGGAACAGUCUGACAAUCUGUAUGUAAUAUUGGAGCAGGGAUUUGUGCAUUGCAAUGUUGAAAUUGCUGUGCAACAGUGAGGCUAAACUUUAUAUAUGCACAAACACACAUACACAUGAACAUACAUACACACACAACCUUAUACUCUGGAUUGAUUUUUUUGGAUUGAAGUUCUAUUUAUUUAAAUUUUCUCUGUACAUGCCUUGCUUAUGUUUGACUUUUUUGGCAUUUCUAGUGAUGACUACUAUUCAAAAUCCCAUUAUCAAUAAAAUAGCUGUGAUGGUCUUCAUUUAAA